This is a messenger RNA of Armigeres subalbatus, 1770 nucleotides long. Its product is annotated as neuropeptide Y receptor type 5. Gene Ontology annotation, cellular component: plasma membrane. Bases 152 to 1609 code for a protein of 485 amino acids. Gene Ontology annotation, molecular function: neuropeptide receptor activity. The transcript has 3 exons. Lineage: Eukaryota; Metazoa; Arthropoda; Insecta; Diptera; Culicidae. Gene Ontology annotation, biological process: neuropeptide signaling pathway. The record is from RefSeq and is a predicted model, not a curated record.
CAUAAAUUCAGCUUCUCAAGUGUGAACGUUGAUCCCGGAGCUUUGGAUUUGCUUCAUAACCGUACAGAGAGAGAGAGAAACAGUAUAAAGAUGAAGUCUGGAGACGGUGUUUAGUUUCAGUUUAAACAUUUGGAAAACGAAACCCCGGCAAAUGGCGUUCAAAUUCAGUACCGAUGCUCUUCAGUGGCUCACGACGAGUAAUUUCACUGCCGAAAGCUAUCAGGAGUUGGGUGUGCAACAGCGGGACCAGUUCUUUGGCUACUGGGAAAGCUCGCUGAAAAAUCUUACAACCGAGCAGCGGACAGUUUUCACAGUGCUGGUGAUACUGGUGAUGGUAUUGGCCAUCUUCGGCAAUGUGUUGACGAUCGUAACCAAUAUUCGAAGGGAACAACGUCAUUUGUUUCGGGUGUGUUUGCUCUCACUGGCUCUAAGCGAUAUUUUAUUCGUCACAUUUACGUCAAUCGUGUAUUUAUCGCAAUUCAACAGUGAAUACAAUUCUUUAUGGACACUCGGUGAGCUGAUGUGCACAUUUGCGCCCUUUUUCCAAACUAUGGCAGUUCUGGUGGACAGCAUCACUCUGGUGGCAAUCGCCCUAGAUCGAUACAUGGCUGUGGUACGCAUCUCGAAAGGUAGCUGGGAACCGAGUGGCCUAUUCUGCUUCACCUGUGCCAUUUUGAUAUGGGGCCUGGCAGCCGGAGUAUCCAGUCCAAUGUUGACCAUGUACCAAAUUUACAACGUCAUUGUGCUGAUAGCCGAUCGCAACCAAGCGGACGUCAUAACCGGUUACUUUUUGGCGGAAAUUUGCGCCACUGAUAAGAGCCAAAACGGGUACUAUUUCGGGAUUGUGUUCACCAUAAUAUUCCUACCGCUGCUAUUGUCGUUCCUGUGGCUCAACACUAUCAUCGCUAGAGAAAUUUGGAUUCGAAGACGUCCCAUUGAUAGUCGUACCAACGCACCCAAGAAACUAAGAGAUUUGAACGCUAUCGAGAGUACAUGUGAACGCAAAACCACCUCAACCAACAUUAGUUCGAGCAAUAAUUUUGAUAGACGCCCUCCCCCUCCUCCGGUGAUUCGGUCCUCGUACUCCGUCUCAAAAUGUAUUUGCUCCAAUUGCGUAGAUCAACACUCACCCCCACAAGUGCCUCCCCCACCACCUCCCAGAGCUCCCGCCACCAUCCCCAGUCCAGCUUCUGACAGCCGCAAAAAGCGCCAGUUGCGCAUGUUCAAAGCAGUCGUGUGCAUCAUGUCAGUGUUUUUCCUGUGUCGGCUGCCGACCUGGAUAUUUCUGCUGAUAAAACUGCACGGCACCGCUACGACAAACGUCUACUGGACGCUGCACUACACCUUCGGCAUAAUGGCCAUGCUGAACUGCGUGCUGAACCCGUUGAUCUACACCUUUCUCGGGGAAACCAUCAAGGUGACGGUAUUCCUGAGGACGAUAUGCGUCCGCUUGUGGGUGGAUCCUUGCCGCCGGGGAGCAAAACGGACGAGGAGCACAUUUUCCGAGCAGGGUAGACGGGAUUUUGUGGUGGCACCGCAGUCGCAGGUGAGAAAGAAGCAUUCACAGCAAAGGCAACAGCGGCGUGAUGGGAUGUUUAGUGGCGAUUGAGUCGUUUUGUGACGGUCAGUGUGUAAGUCGGUUGCAACAAUUUUACAAAAAUAUCUAUGUUUGUCUGUACUGCACUAUUGUUAUUAUUAUAUUUUUUUUUAGUUUCUCAAGUAAUUGAAAGAAAGCAUCCCUAUUGAUAAAAUAAUUUGCGCCAGCACGUA